Pongo pygmaeus (Bornean orangutan) is the source of this 720-nucleotide messenger RNA. RefSeq lists its product as uncharacterized. The coding region runs from base 1 to 357 and encodes 118 amino acids. The record is from RefSeq and is a predicted model, not a curated record. NCBI's taxonomy places the organism in Eukaryota, Metazoa, Chordata, Mammalia, Primates, Hominidae. Gene Ontology annotation, cellular component: lysosomal membrane. The transcript is spliced from 5 exons. Gene Ontology annotation, molecular function: L-lysine transmembrane transporter activity.
AUGAAAGUUGUAGGAAACUAUAGAGUCAACACUGCAAACUCAAGCACUGAUAGGUCCAGAGAGCACUUGACCUGUCUUAGAAGUCAGCUCUCUGUAGCCUACAGAAAUGGAAGAGUGGAUGAAGCAGUCUCUCUGGGUUUUCUGCUUUGCUGGAUAGGUGGAGAACUGACAAAUUUCAAAGGCUGCUACCUGAUUAACCAACUGCCUAUUCAGAUUUUUACAGCCAUCUUCGACAUGAACACGGAUAUUAUCAUACUCUCACAAUUCAUGUACUAUAGGUUAAAGAAUCAGAAGAACAAAAUUUCUGAAGAAGAUCUACUGAAGGAACUUCAUUUCUGCUGUUUGCUUUGGCCAUGAUUGGGAACUUCACGUACGGACUUGGUGUGGUUCUAAAGGCACCAGCUGCUAAGUGUCACAAGAGUACUUACUUUGUGCAUCAUCUUCCUUGGCUUAUUAACACACUAGGUGACUGCUCAGUUCAUUCCAUACUACAGGCAGAGGACACGACGACCCAAUUUGGUGGUGGUGCUGGAAGGAGAGCCAUUACCUGCUAAUGAGGAUGAAUCCUAAAACCUGCACUGCAGCCUCUGUCCAUGGUGUGUUGAGGAACUUGCUGUGUUGAUGCUUUUCUUGGUGAAGGGAUGAGUUCUUGCCUUUUCUCCCUGCAACACAUUCAUUCUAUAACAUGCUGCCCCAACCACAGGCAUCGGUGACAGAAUA